This is a messenger RNA of Schizosaccharomyces osmophilus, 1623 nucleotides long. It is a transcript of the gene erg5, whose product is annotated as C-22 sterol desaturase Erg5. Gene Ontology annotation, biological process: sterol metabolic process. The transcript is spliced from 2 exons. The record is from RefSeq and is a predicted model, not a curated record. The coding region runs from base 1 to 1623 and encodes 540 amino acids. Gene Ontology annotation, molecular function: iron ion binding; oxidoreductase activity, acting on paired donors, with incorporation or reduction of molecular oxygen; heme binding. Lineage: Eukaryota; Fungi; Ascomycota; Schizosaccharomycetes; Schizosaccharomycetales; Schizosaccharomycetaceae.
AUGAAUCAAACCGAAAGCUUUCUUUCGGGUUCACAAACUUUUGUCCGUUUAAUGGGUUAUGAAGUGGUAUAUACGAAAUGGACUGUUUGUUUUGCUCUUUUACUUGCAUGCAUAACAUAUGACCAAAUUUCUUAUCAGUUUCAAAAGAGGCAUCUUCCCGGUCCUCUCCUUAAGGUUCCCUUUAUGGGAUCCUUUUUGGACAGCAUGAAGCCAACCUUUGAAAAGUACAAGACCAAAUGGGAUUCCGGUCCACUUUCGUGCGUUUCUGUUUUUCACAAGUUUGUCGUCAUUGCCUCGGAACGCGACCUGGCCAGAAAAAUCUUGAACUCUCCUAGCUACGUUCAACCUUGCGUCGUUGAUGCCGGAAAGAAGAUCUUGAAGCAUACUAAUUGGGUCUUUUUGGAUGGCCGUGAUCAUGUUGAAUACCGUAAAGGUCUGAAUGGCUUAUUUACUACUCGGGCACUUGGUGUUUACUUGCCCGCUCAAGAGGAAGUAUACAACAAGUACUUUAAGGAGUUUGUAAACCAUAGCCAAGGAAAGUAUACGGAAUUCAUGAUUCCUUUCCGUGAUAUCAAUGUUGCUACCUCUUGUCGUACUUUCUGUGGCCAUUACAUCUCUGACGAUGCCAUCAAACACAUUGCUGAUGAAUACUGGAAUAUCACCGCUGCUAUGGAACUCGUCAAUUUCCCUCUUGUUUUACCCUUCACAAAGGUCUGGUAUGGUAUCCGUUCUCGUAAGGUCGUUAUGCAAUACUUCAUGAAGGCUGCCGCUGCCUCUCGUAAAAGUAUGGAAGCCGGUAAUUCUCCCACCUGCAUGAUGGAAGAAUGGAUUCGCGAAAUGAUUGAAACUCGCAAGUACAACAGCAAUAAGGGCUUAGAUGGUUCUGAAAAGCCGAGUGUUUUGAUUCGUGACUUUUCCGAUGAAGAAAUCUCGCUCACUUUCUUAUCCUUUUUAUUUGCUUCUCAAGAUGCUACUUCUAGUAGUAUGACGUGGCUUUUUCAGUACCUGGCCGAUUGCCCUGAUGUCUUGCAGAAGGUUCGCGAAGAACAAUUCCGUAUCCGUGGCGGCGAUCCCAAUGUACCCAUCAGUUUGCAAUUGCUAGAAAAAAUGACCUACACCCGAAUGGUGGUCACUGAAUGUUUACGCCUUCGUCCCCCUGUUCUGAUGGUUCCUUAUCGUGUUAAGAAAUCUUUCCCCAUCACUCCAGAAUACACGGUUCCCAAAGAUUCUAUGGUUAUUCCUACUCUUUAUGGUGCUUUGCACGAUCCCAAAGUCUACCCUGAUCCCGAAUCUUUCAAACCCGAACGCUGGGAACCCAAUGGACUUGCCCAACAAAACCCCAAAAACUGGAUGGUCUUUGGUAACGGUCCACAUGUUUGUUUGGGUCAACGUUAUGCGGUUAAUCAUCUAAUUGCUUGUGUCGGUAAAGCUAGUUUAAUGCUCGAUUGGUCACACAAGCGCACCGUUGACUCUGACACUCAAAUGAUUUUUGCUACUACUUUCCCUCAAGAUAUGUGCUUGCUUAAAGUUACUCCUUUCGAUCUCGCUACUUUAAAGUCUCACGUUGAGCAAGACGUCAAGUCGCAAGCUUCUACUGCUACUACAAUUCCAACUAGCGACUAA